Ictalurus furcatus (blue catfish) is the source of this 2920-nucleotide messenger RNA. RefSeq names its product leukotriene B4 receptor 1-like. The record is from RefSeq and is a predicted model, not a curated record. The transcript has a single exon. Gene Ontology annotation, biological process: immune response; G protein-coupled receptor signaling pathway. Gene Ontology annotation, cellular component: membrane. The coding region runs from base 229 to 1122 and encodes 297 amino acids. Gene Ontology annotation, molecular function: G protein-coupled receptor activity. Lineage: Eukaryota; Metazoa; Chordata; Actinopteri; Siluriformes; Ictaluridae.
UCUGUAGAUUUUAAAAUUUAACAUUGACACAUUUAUAAAUGUUAUAAUGUUAAAAUGGACGCAUGAAGAACUGCAAAAGUGCUGGGCUUUUUGCCACCACAGUGUCUGGAAAUGCAUUUUUUGACGCAAUGAACGGUGUUUUUUUCGACACUGGACGGUACAGAGACCAACACUUCUGCUUACUUUAUAAGCUAGAGUUUCCUCACUGCCCUACCACAGUAUCUAACAAUGCAGCAACUCAACUCAUCAAACAGCUCUCUCACCUCUCCCGUCUUAACUGAAAGCCUGAUUGCCAGUAGUGUGCUGGCAGUUUGUUUCAUCCUGGGAGUUCCUGGGAACAUAGCAGUAAUGGUGCGUCUUGCUGGAUGGCUGAAGGGAGGCAGUUUCACUCCGAGACUGAUGCUAAGCCUGGCCAUAUCAGACCUGCUUACUCUACUUUUUCUGCCGGUUUGGAUUUGGUCUGUUCUGCAUGGCUGGGUUUUUGACUUGUUCCUGUGUAAGCUUCUGUCCUACUUGCUGUACUUCAGCCUCUACUGUAGCACACUGUGUGUGAUGUUGAUGAGUGUACAGCGAUACAUGCAAGUGCUACAUCCUCAGAAAUGGAACAAGCUUGGAAGUAAAGGAAAGAAGAUCCUCUUGAGUGGGAUGUGGAUGUUAAGUGGAGUAUUAUCAUCCUAUGCGCUUCUACAGCGCUCACUAAGCUUGGAUGGGCAAGGACACCUUCAAUGCCGUCUACACUAUCAUAAUGAUGUUGAAAGAGUGGCUACUUUAAUCUGGGAGAUUAUGGUAUUUGUGGUUUUGUUCCUCACACUGAUUUACUUCUACUUUCAGCUUUACCGGGGAGUUAAUAAGUCAGCUUUCUUUAGCAGUAACAUAAUGACAAAGCUGGUGACCAGAAUUGUGGCAUGUUUCUUUAUUUUUUGGGUCCCGAAUCAAAUCUCCAACACUGUGCUCAUCACUGCUGUGUUGCUUGAGAAUGACAAUCUGUUAAAAUCUGCAGAAGCUGGGAGUAAUAUCACUGGAGCUAUGACUUUCAUUAAUAGUUGUGUGAACCCCUUUCUGUACGCCUUCUCUGCUCGGGCUCUACGUCAGUACACUCCUGGAACAGAAACUACUUCAUGAUGUAGAGGUUUGAGAGAGUUUAUGGAUUUUCCCUGAAAGCCAGUGAUUUGUUAAAGCUUAUGCAUAUGGACCCAAACCCACUUCUACCUAUUCCUACAAUCUGUUUUUCAUUGUCUUUUUUGUAUCUUUUAAUCAAGUAAUUUGUUUGCAGAUUGAAUGAAGGAAAUUAAACGAAGGAACAAGUCAUACUGCGACGUGACGAUAUCUCUCAUGACAAAAGCAGUUCAUCAGAUGAUUUCUCUUAAUAUCCAUGCUUUAUAAGGAACAGAUUUUUAAGAAGUGAAUGGUCUAUAAUAUCCAGAAAUUGUGUGGUGCAGAUUAUUUCUUGCUCAUGUAGGAUCUACUGGUUACUAAACAAGGGUUCAGACUCUUCCCAGCCUGUACUGUAAAUGUUGAAUUCAUUUUAGAUUGAUGAAGACAUAUAGAUUUCUUAGAAAGUGAAGAGGGAUUUGAGGUUUUGUGCUAAAAGAGCAUCCAGAACUACCAAAUACAGAGAUUUUUUUUCUCCUUUUUUAAACUGUACUUCUUGUCAUUAUGACUUUUGGAAAUGCAUUUCUCAGACUAUAGGCAACGCCUUUUCUUGCAUGAAAACCACAGAACUUCCCUUUUCUAGUCAGCUGUAAAAUAAAAGAAGAAAAAUGCCCUUUUGAGUGCAGUAUCCCCAACCCACAUCCACUUUCUAUUUCUUUUGGUAACAUUGAACUGUUUUUUUUUUUUUUUUAACCUGGUUUUUACCUCAAAGUGCUCUUAAUCUUACUUCAAAGUAAAUAAUGAUGUCCUCAGACUAUAAUCUAGGAAGAUGAGAGAUUUUAAGUUUUAAGUCAACUGAUUUGUUAAUAUACUGAUAUUAUAAAUGUAUAAUAAACGUGAUUUGUAUGAAAGUAUGUAAUGUUAUUUGUGAUACAAUUGAGAAACAAUGAUCAACAAAUCUACCUUAUUUCUUUCCUGUAUCAUUUUGCCCUUACUUUGUUGCUUCUUCUGUUUAUUCAUAUGUUCUUUGCUUAAUCCCUUGUCCUUCUUUCCUUCAUUCUUUGUUCCUUUCAUCUUUCUCUUCUUCUGACCUUUUCCCUUUCUGUUUCUCUUCUUUUCUUUUUUCUUCUAUCUUCCUUGACCAUCCUUCCUUCCUUCCAUUCUAUCUGUCUGACAGAUAGUUAAUUGAUUUAGCUCCAUCUCAUUUUACAUUCUCUGUAUUGUUUCUCUAAAAGCUGAUGAUGUUCUCUGUCUCCUCCACUAUCUACUACAGCUAGAAAAAUAAUGUCAGCUAUAAUUUCAUCAGAGGUUUUCAUCAUGGACCUUAGGUUAUUACCAGCUGAGCCUUUCACUCUUACAUUACCUAAAGACUAUGUUCAAGGCGGUGGCCACUGUGCUAUGAGUGACAAUGAGAAAGCGAUGGCAUGUUUUGUUUUAAAUUAAAAUGAUAUUUAUAGUAUAAAUUUAUAUUGUUGAGCUAGGGUACUGUUGUUGUUAUUGAUGGCUUAUAUACCUAUAGGCUAUAUGUAUUGUGACUGUACACUAUAGAAGCAAUAGAUUGUGAAAGAGAGUGAGGGAUGAGAUGUAGUCACUGUCACAGUAGUGAAGCUGAGACACGUUCACUGUGAAAUAUCUCAGAUGAGAAGAAAUAUCAUCAAUGAAACAUCAAGUAAAAUCACAGAACGACUUCCAGUUAAGAGGCAAUAAGACCUUACAGUUCACACUGCUGCCAUUGCUGGAAAAUGUCCCACAGGCUGUCAUAGCCUGAGGGAGAGUGAAUAACUGAUUCUCUUAGGCGAACACACUGAGGGCCUUUCUGAUGGCCUGG